Theileria annulata is the source of this 3624-nucleotide messenger RNA. RefSeq lists its product as uncharacterized. The record is from RefSeq and is a predicted model, not a curated record. The transcript has a single exon. Lineage: Eukaryota; Apicomplexa; Aconoidasida; Piroplasmida; Theileriidae. The coding region runs from base 1 to 3624 and encodes 1207 amino acids.
AUGGGAUCUUCGCUUGAAGAUCUUUCACUCGAAAACACUUUGAACGAAUUUAUAAAAGCAAAUUCAAAUGACAAUUUAUUUUUGGACGUUGAAAACCCUUCUUGUAGAGUGGUUUCCCCCAAUCAAAAGGAUGAUUCACCUUCAAGUAACACAUCGGGUACUGGAACCAAAUUACGCAAAGAUAUAAGUAAUCUACUAAAUGAAGUUUCAGAACUAUCGAAGAAUUUAAAUGUUUCUGAGGUUUCUAGAAGUUUAGUGCCAGAUCUGACUCAAAAGCCAAAUUCAUCUAUAUCGUCCGGCAGAUCUUUAAAUGGAGAUUAUAGUAAAAGUUUAGUUGAACAUGCCCAAGCUGUAAUAGAUUACCAACGCGAACGUAUAGAUAUACUAGAAAACAUCGUAUCCAAGUUCAACUCUGCAAUGGACAAGGUGAACGAGCUCCACAAAGAUGAACUGGAAAGAUCUGAAACUGAGAAUAAAAACAUUCGACUUCAGAUCCACAAAAUAGUCUCAGACUACGACGCAAUUAUUAAAAAGAAGGAUUCCGAAAUUCGCGAGAUUGAGGACCUAAAGGCAAAGAACUUCAAGACGGGCUGCGAGUUGGUCAAGAAGGAUGAACAAAUAAAGGAAAUGUCAAAAAAGCUAGAAAUCUUGCCUAAGGAAUACGAGAGGGUGAAAACACAGAGGGAUGAUCUACUCGACCAAGUUAGAGAGCUCAAAAAUGAGUUAAAUCCUCCUUAUAAGUCGUGGCAAAGGGCUCUGGAGGACGCACAGAGAGAUAAUGGGACCAUGGGUUCUGUACAACUUCCUUUUACAACCUCUGAAUACCAAGGACAAUUUGGAUUCAUUAACCAGAAAGAAUGGUCAUCAUCUUCUCAACAAUUCCCCCAUUUUUUAUGUGAUGUGAGGAAACAGGAAACUGCGGCAAUGGGUCGAUGCCUAAUGCAGGUGGAAAAUGACCUAACAAGUUAUAAACGGUUACAUGAUGAGCAAAGGUCUGAAAUAAAUAGACUUAACUAUCUUCUAAGCGUCAAGGCAAAGACUGAAGCUCUUGAUGAGAACCCAUACUUCGGAUCGCAUAAGCAGCUACUGUACAUGAGGAACCUGUUCGUGGAAAUGGUUAAGAAAUCCAACGAGCUCACAGAUAAACUUAACCAAAAGAAGGAAGAACCUGUUGAAAAGGAAGACAGGUCAGUCCAGGCAGCGCUGAUGGUAAAAUCAUUUGGGGAACAGAGGGAAAUGUAUGAUAAACUGCUCGCAGCAGUUAAGAACAAGAUCUCAGUGGAAUCUUCAGGAACAUGUUUCUACAGCUGUAAAUUAGAUUACUGUAAAUUAUCGGACGCAGAACAAAUCAAUUUGGAUUUGAAGUUCAAUCGAAUGUUCGUCGAGAUUGAAAACUCCAUGGUUCUUGUGCACCAGCUUGAAGAAGACCGGAUCAUACAUACCCAAACAAUAAGUCGCGAAAACUUAAAAGCUGUCAGAAGUGACUCUAAAAAAUUGCAGGUCAUGUUAAGGGAUGACCACUAUCAUGUUUUCAGACCAGGCGACUUGGACUCCUACAAGAGGUUUAAGUACGGCUUAAUGUAUGCAGGUUUCCUUCUGGAUGAAACGAAACUUUCAAUAUUCUCCAAGAUAGAUCUUUCUGACCAAAACACUCUUGAAAAUCUUCCCAAGGACAUGGCUCCUGUUCUUUUUUCCAAGGUCGUAUCCUUGGGUAGUCAGAACCCCAAUUACACCUCAAGCCCUCUAUCUUACCCACACAAUCUUGAUCAGAGAUACUACCAAUCGAACUUGGACUUCCUUGUAAACAACAUGUUUGACAAUGUUAGUAUAUUAUCGGACUUCACUGAAAGACUGGCCUACUAUGACCAAUCUUGUAACGUCCUAGUUUUUUACGGUCCCAACUUGGCCAACAACCCCAAAAUCCUACACCCCAGAAACACCUACAAAUUUCUUGUCAAAAACGAUUUAGGGGAUUCUAAUGGGUUAAAUCACCUUCAAACCCCAACAGAAGAGGAAUUUAUCGAGGAAUAUAGAGUCCCACUGGCAACAUUUCCAAAUGGCGAACAGGUGAUAAACUACUUCAACCCUCAGCUGAACAACUACUCACUAGUUUCAGUUAAACAAAAUACCUCACCUUUCGGAUCUGGACUUCAUAACGGAUAUCAUCAAAACACUCAAGCUCUUAAUUCAAAUCUUCCUAAUCUUCCAGGUUCCAAUUCACCAACCGCAUUCGAUAGGAAUUUGAUGAACAUGAACAAUCCCGAUUUUGAGGUUUACUUCAUACUCCCACUCAGCCCCAAGUACAACGAAGUGCUUACAAACAUGAUGUCUAAGAUAGAGUUUUUGAGGCUAAAAUCAAGUUUCAGUAAAGUUGGCGAGCAUAAAAUAGAGAUAAAGGAGAAAAAGAAGUUUUACAAGUUUGAAAACGGGGUUUUGGAGAUGAAGAUGGGACCCAGUUCAGACGGGCCAGUAAGGAUCCCUUGUUUAAAUUCCCAAUAUGAAUUUGAUGAUGUAAAGUCAGAGGUUACUUUACUUUCCAAUUCAAACACCGGAGGCAUGGAGUCAUUUAAAUUUAGCAUUCCUGAUUUCUCCAUGUAUAAAGAAUUCGUUUCUGAACUAGGCAAAAACGGCCUAGUACCGUUAAAUCCAGGUGCUGAGGUAGGUAGAGGUCAAUUUUGUUUGGUGACAAAGGGUUUCUUCACUAUAUUCAACAAGGACCAGUCUCCAGACCCAAUUCUUGUCUUCACCCUAGAAAACACCAAGGUUGAAGUCGAUGACAAGGGCAGAAACAUAAAGAUCGUCGAUUACGAGAGUGGGACUUGUGUUGACAUGAAGUGUCUUAAGAAGGGAAUAUACCCCAGAUGGAUUUUUGCCCUAAAGUUCGCUGGUUUCCUUAAAGACGACGAACAUGGUUCUGACAUCGAAGACACCACAACUCUGAACGAGUUUUUAUUUGAGAUUCAUAUUUUCGAUUACGAUUCUAAGGGUGAAAAGGCCUUUAAGUUUGAAAAUGACAAAAUUAAACUCUUUGCAAGCCCCUCGCAUGGUAAAUCACAUGAAACCAGAUCACCCCCCCAACGUCCACUCUAUGUCUGGAACAGGGAAAACAUUAACAUUGAACUCCGGCCCAAGAACUCCAGGGUCAGAAUCUACGUCAACAAAGGCAAGAAAAACCAAGAGUUUUUCGAAAUCCAGUUCAUUCCACCUGCUUACGAUGAUUUCAUAAGUGAGCUCAAAAAGAACAAUUAUAAAAUCGACAGUCCUGAUAAACUAAAAAGCACAAACCAUCAAUAUGUUGUUAGUUUAAAGGAGGUUAUACAACUUCGUCAGUCGAUGGACAGUCCCAGUAGCAUGUUGAUGAUUCAAAAGAAGUUCUACGACUGUUCUGUGGACAUUGAAGCCAUGAAAGUAACCUUCACCCCAACUGUAAAUCACAAAACUCCCAUUGAGCUUCCUUUUAAGAAACAAGAAACCUUUCUCAAAUUCUUGCUUGCCCUCAAGAUUUCAACAUUUUUACCCUUUACAAAGAAGGGCACAGACAUACCCAUUAACUUCUUCCCUGAAAUUACCUACUGUUUCGCCUGCCCUGAGGCUAGGAAGCUGUUCAAGAACUGCAGACAAUAA